CCAUGUUGGUAUUUGUAAGCUUAACUUAGGCCCUUUUCUCCUCUCCUCAGCUUCUUUGUGAAGCCAUAUUCUCAUCAUCUUCAUCAAAAAAGCCCAAACACUUCACUAUUUGACACUUUAUUGCAGCAGCACAUUAAGCUAACUAGUUAGCUAGCCAUGUCACAUUCAUGGAAGUCAUACUCAUUGGGUUGCUGUGGAGGUGUUAAGCGAAGCGAAAAGAAGCGAAGAAGCGCUACGAACAAGCUCGCUGCAUCGCCCGAGGAUCUGCCCUUUACUCUCGCGGGGUCGAGCCUCUGCGCGUUCACCUUCGCGGAGCUUAAGGCCGCGACAGAGAACUUCUCGAACCGCAACUUCAUCGGAUCGGGGGGGUUCGGGCCGGUCUACAAGGGCUUCGUCGACGGCAAACUGCGACCGGAGUUGCAGGAGCAGGAGGUGGCCGUGAAGUACUUGGAUAAGGAAGGGUUUCAGGGCCACAGGGAAUGGCUGGCUGAGGUUAUAUUUCUUGGGCAAUUGAGGCAUCCCAAUCUGGUGAAAUUGAUUGGUUAUUGCUGCGAAAAAGAGCACAGGAUGUUAGUGUAUGAAUAUAUGGCUCGAGGAAGCUUAGAGAGCCAACUCUUUAACAAUUUGCUUCUUUCUUUGCCAUGGCUGAAAAGAUUGAAGAUUGCAGUGGAGGCAGCUAAGGGACUCGCCUUCCUUCAUGAGGCCGAGAAACCCGUAAUCUACGGCGAUUUCAAAGCAUCCAAUAUAUUAUUAGACUCUGAUUACGUCGCGAAACUUUCAGAUUUUGGACUCGCAAAGGAUGCCCCGCAAGGGGACGCCACUCACAUCACGACACGUGUCAUGGGCACACAUGGCUAUGCCGCGCCUGAAUACAUCCUAACAGGUCAUCUUACGACAAGGAGCGAUGUGUAUAGCUUUGGCGUGGUCCUACUUGAGCUACUAACCGGAAGGCGGUGCGUGGACCGGACCCGACGAGUUAGAGAACAGAACCUGGUGGAUUGGGUUAAGCCUUAUUUGAAAAAACCCGAGAAGCUAAACCGCGUAAUAGACCCAAAUCUUGAGUUCCACGACUCCAUGGAGGGUCCAAGAAGAGCUGCUUUAGUGGCUUAUCAGUGCUUAAGAAGCAAUCCGAAAUCAAGGCCGCAUAUGCGAGAAGUUGUUCAGGCCCUCGAGCCUCUUCUGGACAUAAAAGACGGCCCGAUCGGGCCGUUUGUUUUCACUAUAUAUGUUGAUGAUAGCAUAGAAGAUGACGUAGAAAAGAUAGAUCGUCAUUGCAGGCACAAGAAGCGGUUUCCGAAAUCAGCAAUUUAUGCGGAGAUUGCACUGCACCGCAAAAAGAACGGCUGGUACACAAAGUCACUGACAGACCAGCAGAGCUCGCCGAACCAUUGCGGGGAAUGAGGGGAAGAGAAUGCACGCGGAUUGUCAACUUACGGGUGUAAAUAGAAAAAAUCGGCAUCCAAUAAUACAAAUUCAUCAAAGAAAAGAACGUUACAUCUGAAUUUACAAGUUAAUUGGAAUGCAACCUCUAGGCAAUAGUUGAGUACAAUGGGUAAACUUUUCUUGUAUAAAGGCAAUAAAAAGCAAAGACAUGUUGGCAAAUUUUGAUUGAUCUGUUCA
This is a messenger RNA of Ananas comosus (pineapple), 1620 nucleotides long. Its product is annotated as serine/threonine-protein kinase RIPK-like. Gene Ontology annotation, biological process: protein phosphorylation. The transcript has 5 exons. Gene Ontology annotation, molecular function: protein kinase activity; ATP binding. Lineage: Eukaryota; Viridiplantae; Streptophyta; Magnoliopsida; Poales; Bromeliaceae. The record is from RefSeq and is a predicted model, not a curated record. The coding region runs from base 157 to 1401 and encodes 414 amino acids.